Molecule: messenger RNA, 1781 nt
Organism: Platichthys flesus (European flounder)
Lineage: Eukaryota; Metazoa; Chordata; Actinopteri; Pleuronectiformes; Pleuronectidae
Exons: 10
Coding region: 63-1103 (346 amino acids)
Molecular function (GO): zinc ion binding
Source: RefSeq, a predicted model, not a curated record
AUUUCAAACUGCUCUAAUUUUCGUUUUCAUGUUAGGUAUCAUUACAGAGAGCAAACUACAGGAUGGCGACAGCUCGCACUCCAGAGGACGAAGACCCCCCUGAGGCCGGUUAUUUGUCGCCCAGCGGCAGAGAUUCAGAUGUAGACGAUGAUUCUCAGGUGACUGCGAAGGAGCCCUGCAGGUAUUACAAUAAGGGCCACUGUCGGGACGGUGACAGGUGCACGUUCCCGCACGUCUGCAAGUUUGCCCUGAAUGGAAACUGUCGAUACGGGUUCGGAUGUAAACUGACACACCCCAGAGGAGGAAGGAGGUCGAGUCAGGCCGGAGGGGGCGCCAAAGAGCGAUCGAUAGAUCCAAAGAUUUCUGAUGGCCAACUGUACAAGUGGCAGUUGAAUGAUGGAACCGGCUGGAUGGAUUUUAGUAAUGAUCAUGUCAUCGAGGCCCAGUACUGCCUGCCCCAUAGCAAAAGUAUUAAACUCUACAACACAACUUAUGGGGUCGUGAACAUACAUUUUAAGUCUAUGACAGUGUCUGGGAAGAGCCUGAGAGUGAGACGUCUGGAUGAUGGAAACACAGAGUGGGUCUGGUUCUGCACUUUGUACAGUAAGUGGAUCAAGUACGGAGACAAGGAUCCAGAGGGAAAACCCAGUCCGGCGAACAGCUCAGACAUAGAACAGAAGUUCCAGAGUAACCCAACAAGCUCUUUCACUUUCAACAUCGGCGCUAAAACCUAUGAAAUAAAAUUCGCAGAAAUGCGACAGGUGAGUUUGGACAGUGAGAGGAGAGUCACCCGCCGUCCGCUUUACCGACAGCGCCAAGCAGGGGCAGGACUUCCUCAAGGCCAUUCAGUUUCCCAGAAUAUUAUUGUGGGCACCAAACCUCAGUGGCAGUUCGAGGGGGACAAUCGAGGCUGGCACAACUUCAAAAACACACACGGCUCAAAUGAAACCAGCGAUGACAUUGAGCGGAAGUUCCAGGACGACCCCAACAAGACCAUGAAUUUCAAAGCCAACGGAAACAUUUACAUUCUGGACUUCGGAGCAAUGAUCCAAACAAACCUCAAGACAAAGUUCACUCGCAAGAUCAGACGUGUGCUGGUGUGAGCGUCGAAAACGAGUUUGACCUCCAGAGGAAAGUCCGGGAGAAAGUUUCAUUAAUGUGGGGAAUGCUUUUUCAAUGGCUUUCACUAGAAUAGAAUAGAAUCUGGAGUAUAUUGGUCUUUUAAUAGUUAUAAUGGUUGACUUAAUAUUUUGUUUACAUUGAAUUUUUCUGAAGAAUGUUGAUUAUACCCAAAACUUCUCCAUAGAAAAUGUGCCAAAUGAUUUUUUCCACCUUAAUGGUACAAAUUAGACUUGAACUCCAAUGAUGUACUGCCAACUUGCCUUAACUUACAAAUUAACUAACUAGGCACAAUACUUUAACUUGAACUCAUUCACAUUGCUACAUUACCUCCAUCACACUGCCAUAAAACAGGAAUGCAAGUCUUGUAUGUUGAUAAAUCUGAGAAAGAAAAUACACCCCCCACAAAUUCAUAUUUGAUGUUGCAUUACAUUGCACACAGCUUCUUUUGUGACAGGAGUGACUCAAAUGUAAUGCAAAUGAAUUGAAGGCCAUUUUGUAUACUAGCUUUCAGGUAUUUUUUAAUGACAUUUAAAGUCAUAACACAGGUUUACACAAUCAAUUUUAUGCAAUCUUCAGAGUUGUUUUUCAGUCAGUCUUUGGUCUUAUGUUUUCCUUUGAAAAAAAUAUGUAUGAUUAUGAAUUAAAAUAUAUAUCCUGUU